AUGAGAACUUACCAAGUUUUGAUAUUAUUUGUGUCUUUGUAUGCCAGUACUACAUGUACAACCAAUGGUCUAUAUUUUCAACACCAACCUCCACCACCAUCAACAAAGUGGGCAUUUGCACAGUCGUAUUCCUGGGCAGCUUCUGGCAAUAACUUUUAUCCAAUAGGACAACAAUCACAAACCCAAAUGGCACCGCAACAGCAGGAACAACAAAGACUGCAAGACCAAGUUCAGCAAGCAACGCAACAACAGCCAAUACAAGAUGAGCUGAAUCGUCAAGCCCAAAUUCGACAGGCAAAGGAGCAACAGGCAAUACAAGAUGAGCGGAAUCGUCAGGCCCAAGUUCGACAGGCAAUGGAGCAACAAGCAUCGCAAGAACAACAAAUGCGUCAAGCCCAAAUUCGGCUAGCACAGGAGCAAAAAGCAUUACAAGAUGAACGGAAUCGCCAAGCCCAAAUUCGACACGAAAAGGAGCAGCAGGCAAUACAAGAUGAAUGGAAUCGUCAGGCCCAAGUUCGACAAGAAAAGGAGCAACAAGCAUUUCAAGAGCAACAAAUGCGUCAAGCUCAAAUUCGGAUAGCCAUGGAACAACAGGCCUUGCAAGAUCAAUUGACUCGUCAAGCCCAAAUCCGACGGGAAAUGGAGCAGCAAGCACAAGAACGAGCGCUGCAACAGCAGCGAGCAGAACAAGAACGAGCGUUGCAACAACAAACAAUGGAAGAGUCAGCAUUGCGGCAGAGAGCACUGCAGCGUGAGCAAGAUCUGCAACGACCACAACAACCGAUUGUACAAAGUGAAAAAGACAAACUUCGAUCUAAUGACGUCAUAGUGCCGAACGAAUCCAAUGGACACGCUAAUCCUAAUACUAUGAGAAUUGGAAAUGAUGGUUCAAAUUUCUUUCCGCAGAAAAACGAGUUUCCACAGGAAUUGUCAGAUGAAAUUGUUCGAAAGGUUAUGCAAGAAACUCGUGGUCUGCCAAUGAGUAGGGAAGAUAUUGAGAAAAUUGUGCGCAAUAUUUUACUCGCAACUGCAUAUAAUAAUGGCAGAGAUCCUAACUCGAAUAGUAAUCGCUUAAGCAGAUAUAUGGAUAAUGGUUAUGGAGACGUUUCAAAUAACAAUCAGAAUUUGAAUGGAUGGAAUGGAAUUGCUGGCAAUCAAAGGGAAACAUUUAAUGCAAGAAAAAGUACUACUAACCCAACAGAACAAUUCAAUUCCGAAACCGAAUGCUUCUUUAACUGUGGAAAUUCGCAAAGUAAUGGACAACCGAUUGCUGCCGCGGCAAUGGCAAUGGCUCAUUCAGGAAAUUCACAAAGUAGUGGACAACCGAUUGCCAUGGCCAUGGCUAAUUCAUUUUUUCCAAUAAACAAAUUGACUGAUCCAAGGAUAGGAGCUAAUUCAUUUACAUAUACGAGUGUAUGAUUUAACAUGCAUUGUUCAUAUUUCUAGAAUGGACAAUAAACCACUGGUAUUGAAACAAAA
Messenger RNA from Bradysia coprophila, 1479 nucleotides. RefSeq lists its product as uncharacterized. The record is from RefSeq and is a predicted model, not a curated record. NCBI's taxonomy places the organism in Eukaryota, Metazoa, Arthropoda, Insecta, Diptera, Sciaridae.